Molecule: messenger RNA, 3198 nt
Organism: Gallus gallus (chicken)
Lineage: Eukaryota; Metazoa; Chordata; Aves; Galliformes; Phasianidae
Gene: EVX2
Product: even-skipped homeobox 2
Exons: 3
Coding region: 1836-3146 (436 amino acids)
Biological process (GO): regulation of transcription by RNA polymerase II
Cellular component (GO): nucleus
Molecular function (GO): DNA-binding transcription factor activity, RNA polymerase II-specific; RNA polymerase II cis-regulatory region sequence-specific DNA binding
Source: RefSeq, a predicted model, not a curated record
CGCCGCAGCGCCCCGGUGUCCGCCCGGCCCCGUGCCCGCCGCGACGGCCCGCGGGCGAGGAAAAGUCGCUAUUGACUUUAGUCUGGUUUUGGGCUGUAAAACGCAGGACACCACAGUGCAGGAGAAAUUCACAUUUCAAAGGGUUGACAUGAAACGAUCGUUAAUGGAAGGGUGGAUUUCGCAAACAACGCCUAGAAUGUUUCCUAAAUAUUUCACGGAAUGUUUAGGGAGACUUUCACACGUUAUUAAAAAAAAAAAAAAAAAAAUCUGACAAGUAUCCCAUUUUCGAGCUAUGAAUCAUGCGCAAGAGCACCAGAACUUAGGAGAUGUGUGUGACCGACAUGAGCGGGAGAGCUCCGCUCGCAAAAAAUCCGACCCGCGUUGGGCCACCAAAGCCUCGGCUUCUCGGGGUCUAACCACGGGAUGAUGCGGGAGGGGGGGGGAGGUGGAAAUCACGGCAAGGAUAAAGGCCGGGCAGCUAUCGGGGAGCGCUCCGGAGAUGCUAACGACAAAGGAUCUAUCUUCGUUUAAAUGGUCGCCAUCGGCGUCAUUAUUACGGGCAAAGUUAGCGCUGAAGGGCCACUUCCCGAGCGCCGCGGGUGCGGAGCGUGGCAGCCCGUAGCCCCGCAGCGGCACGGAACGGAGCGAUGAGCUCACGGAGCCACAGGUAACGCGGGGGGCCGGAGGGGUCAGCCCCUGUUGGGGACAACGCCCGCGCGUCGGUCACUCCGGCAUUUGUCAUAAUAAUGCUCUGAAAUGGGCGGUGGGGAGGGAAGAAGGGCUGGAGAGAGGAGCCCGCUGCCCACGCGGCUGCGUUUCGUACCCUUCGAGCUCUUCUCCCUGCUAUCAGAGCGAACGUUGUCCCAUAGGGCAGCUUCGCCGGCGAACGGUUACGGGAAGUAGAAAGAAUACCGCGUGUAAGGACGCAACGAAGAGAUGCAUCGGGAAGCAGGGAUGCUAACCGCUGUUUCAAUUUGCGGGCGGCUGCUGGAGGUGCGCCCGAAGCGCGGCGUGCAGCGGGCACGUCAAGUCCCAGCGCAGGGCUCGGGGUGUGAGGGGGUGCACGGGGGUGCCGCAGAAAUGCCGCUAUAAAAGUACGAACGCGGUCGGAAGAUGGGAGGGAAAAGUAACGAGGUGUCAGCGGCGGAGAUGCUCUCCCCGCCGCUCUCGUGCCGGCGGCUCCGCGCGUCGCGAUCCAAUCCGCCUCCCAGCUAAUAAUAAAGAAAAGCGUUAUCUAACAUUUAGCGUGUGGUUCUGUCCGAGGACAAAUGAGAAAGAAGCUGCAUCAUUAGGACCUAAAAGGCAACAAAACAAAAAUCAGAGCAUAAUGAUGCACCUAAAUGAAGGGGGAAAUGUUGCACAGCUCAUUUUAUUAAUCAGACUGUCAAUUUCACCCCAGAGGCCAAACCCCAGAGCAAUUCAAGCAGGAUCUGAUCAAGCUGAGGACGAGAGCUUUGCUCCUCACUUCUCGUCUCUCUUUCUUUCCACCUGGAUAUAUUUGUCUGCUCAGAAGCCGCCUUCAUUAUCCACUGACAGGAGCUUGUAUUUAUUUGCUUAUAAACCUGUUACAAUAAAUGAUUAUUCGAACGGCGUCAUUCGUACCUUAAUGACGAGCGCUACUUUUUGAUGAAUGACAUUUCGGGCUAGGAAGGAUGUAUGGGUCAUUUUGACCAGUCAUUCCCUCGCUUUGGCAUCCCACAGUUUUUACGCCUCCCUCAAAAAGAGAUAAUAAUAUUUAGAGACGCUCUCCGGGCUGAAUGUGAAUUAGCCCCUGCCGCAGCUCAUCAUUAGUACGGGACCAGCCCUGCAACUUUGACAUUUUUUAUAAAGCUGAGAUGAUGGAAAGAAUAAGAAAAGAGAUGAUCCUGAUGGAGAGAGGGCUGCACAGCCCUACGGCUGGCAAAAGGCUCUCGAAUUUGUCAGACUCAGCUGGAAAUGCGGUGCUGGAGGCCCUCGAAAAUUCGCAGCACACUGGUCGCCUCAGCCCGAGACUAACUUCCUCCUCCCUGCACGGCGCGAUAGGGGACAUCUCCGCCAAAGGCAAAUUCGAAAUAGACGCUUUGUUCAACCUGCAGCAUCCGAGCGGCGAAAGCACCGUCUCGUCCGAAAUCCCGCCGUCGGAAAGCAGGAAGAAAAUCAGCCUUUAUCCCGAAGUGGCUCAAGAGGCAGAGAUGAACAGCGACGUGGAGGUGGGCUGCUCGGCGCUGCGCUCCCCGGCCAGCCUGCCUUCCUCGCAGCUCAAGGAGAACGGCACCAAAGGCUUCGCGGAGAGCAGCCCGGCUCCCAGCACCCCCGCCGCCCCCGGGCUGGGCCUGCACGGCGGCAGCGCGCUGAGCGGUUCGGCGGCGGGGGCAGACCAGGUGCGGCGGUACCGCACCGCCUUCACCCGCGAGCAGAUCGCCCGCCUGGAGAAGGAGUUCUACCGCGAGAACUACGUGUCGCGGCCGCGCCGCUGCGAGCUGGCGGCCGCCCUCAACCUGCCCGAGACCACCAUCAAGGUGUGGUUCCAGAACCGGCGCAUGAAGGACAAGCGGCAGCGCCUGGCCAUGUCCUGGCCCCACCCGGCCGACCCCAGCUUCUACACCUACAUGAUGACCCACGCGGCGGCCACGGGCAGCCUGCCCUACCCCUUCCACUCGCACGUCCCGCUGCACUACUACCCGCACGUCGGGGUCACCGCCGCCGCCGCCGCCGCCGCCGCCUCGGGGGCCGCCGCCGCGCCCUUCGCCACCUCCAUCCGCCCGCUGGACACCUUCCGCGCCCUCUCGCACCCGUACUCUCGCCCCGAGCUGCUCUGCAGCUUCCGCCAUCCCGGCCUCUACCAGGCGCCGGCCGCCGCCGGCCUCAACAGCGGCGCGGCGGCCUCGGCGGCGGCGGCGGCGGCGGCCGCGGCGGCGGCGGCGGCGGGCUCGGGUCCGCCGGGGGGCUCGGCGCCGUGCUCGUGCCUCAGCUGCCACAGCAGCCAGACGGCGGCGGCGGCGGCGGCGGCCUCGGCGCUGGGCUCGCGGGGCUCCGCCGCCGACUUCCCGUGCACCGCGGGCGCGCAGCGCUCCGAGAGCGGCUUCCUGCCCUACUCGGCCGCCGUGCUGGGCAAGGCCGCGGUCGCCUCGCCGGAGCAGCGGGAGGAGGCGCCGCUCACCAGAUAACCACCCGGGGCUCGGCGCGGGGCCCCCCGGGCAGAAGUUCCUUCUAUUUUUC